Eucalyptus grandis is the source of this 381-nucleotide messenger RNA. Its product is annotated as TMV resistance protein N. Gene Ontology annotation, biological process: signal transduction. The record is from RefSeq and is a predicted model, not a curated record. Bases 1 to 381 code for a protein of 126 amino acids. Lineage: Eukaryota; Viridiplantae; Streptophyta; Magnoliopsida; Myrtales; Myrtaceae. The transcript has a single exon.
AUGGAUGGAGCUGGGAUUCACAUUUUCAAAGAUGAUGAAGACAUCAAAAUAGGAGAAAUCAUCGGAGGCAAAUUGGAGGGUACAAUCAAGAGAUCCACAAUCUGCAUCCCCAUCUUUUCUAGAAACUAUGCAUUAAGCGCAUGGUGUCUUUGCAACCUUCCAUACAUGGUGGAUUGCUCGAGAAAUAGAGACAACAAAGCAAUGAUCUUGCCAAUCUUCUUCAACGUGGAUACCCAAGAUGUCAAGCUCAAAACUGUGCUAUACCACGAUGCUUUGCAGAAGCACGAGCAGAAGUUUGGAUGUGAUGUUGUGCAACGAUGGAAGGAGGCUUUGAGAGAGGUUGCUAGUAUCAAAGGAUGGAAUCUCAAAGAUAAAGGGUAA